AUGGUACCUGCGCGGCGUUUCUCGCUCGGCGGACCGCCGUCGCCCUUCGUCGCGACGCGUCGGAUCCAAUCCUGCGCUUUCGCCACGUCGGCCGGCCACGUGCCACGUGGAUCCGUCUCGCUGCAGCCGCUGCUAAAGAAUCGUGGGAGGCGCGGACUCUCCGUUGGGCGCGUAGCCGGCAAGAGUAACGGCGUCUUUGCUGCCGCGUCCGCCGCCGCAGGUGGUGGCGCAGAUAAGAGGGGCGAGACAACGGGGGAUGCGGAGGACCACGGAGGUGACGCGGCUAGCAAGGAGCACGCGGAAACGGGGGAUGCGCGGAGAAUUGCGGAGGGCGGAGAGCGGAUGGCAGGGGAGGAGGGGGAGAUGAGGGUCGGGGGAGAAGAAGCGGAUGCGGCGGGCGGAGCGGGGGAAGAGGGGGACGAUAUUUCGGGAGGUCUUUUCGGUGGCGGUUUUGGAAUGCAUCUGAAUUCUACCCGUUUCAUUUCGUCCCUCUCACUUUCCAUCCCUUCUCACCCUCGUGCUCCAUCCCCUUCUCCCCUUCUCCCUCUCUCCAUCCGCCUCUCCCCGUCAUUAUCACUGCCUCUCCCCGUCACUUUCUCCUUGCCUCUCAUGGCCCUGCUCUUCCCCUCCUCUCCACCCCCUCCCUCCUCCGCCUCCUCCUCUCCUUUCACCGCCAUCUCCUCUUCUUUCGCUUCGUAUAACCAAUCCUACUAUCAAGAUGACGAUUCUGCCGAGACUCUCCCGGACCUGGCGGCGAGGCUCGGGCUGGAUCACCCGAGCCACGAGCGUGAGCUUGCUGUGAGUGCCAUAUACGAACAAAUUGAGAGGAGGCCGGAAGUGGCAUCUGAACUGCUCUCUCUCAUGCUAAGUUCAUCCCCCUCUUCCACCACUGCUGCUGCUGCUGCUGCUGCUGCUGCUGCUGCUGCUGCUGACUCCCCCUCCUCCUCCGUCUCCCACGCGUCUCUCCCUCUCAUAGCCCUGCUUGGCAAUCUUCUACACACUAGCGCCUCUCAGUGGCACAGUGACCUGCAACGCACACCAGCAACCACUUCUGCUGCUGCUGCUGGUGCCGGUGCUGCUGGUGCUGCUGGUGCCGGUGCUGGUGCGGCUGCUUCUGCUUGGUGGAUGGAAGGGAUGGAGGACCAAGCACAGGAGGAGAGGAGGGGUUCUAAGGAAUCUGAAGAAGGUAUGUUCGAGGAAGCAGGGGCUACAGAUUUCGAUAUCACAGAAGCUCAAGUCAGGGAGCUAGAGGCAUUGCUACAGGCAGGAGCGAUACCAGAAGGGCAGUCGUCACCCCAGUCACCAUCACGACAAAUCCAACAAUCGGAGUCGCAAUCAGAGCUCCCGCGCCUUCCACGAGAGAGUGUGAUGAGAGCAGCCGCAGGAGUUCUCGCAGCACUAGCAGGAGCAUCAGCAGAGGGGCUACAAGCAGUGGUGCAAGGAGGCGCAGUGGAGGAAGCAGCAUCCCUGCUCUCCCUCCCACGCCUCCCCCAACCCGUCCGGUCCGAAACCCUCCCUCUCAUUUCCGCUGCUGCCUCCCUCCCUUCCCUCCGCCCAAAACUCGCCUCCAUGAACCUCCUCCCACCGCUCCUCACCGCUCUCUACGACCCAGAAGCGUCGGAUCCAGAGCUAGAGCACAUCCUAUCAACCCUGUGCUUGAUGGUAGAGGACCAGUCAUGCUGGCCUUCUAUCAUAGACCACCAAGCCGUUCCCCGAAUGGCGGCGUUUCUCGCAGCGAUCGACGCUGGCAACGGCACGGCGCCCCGGCACUCCCUGCGCCGCCUCCGCUCCUCCCUCCUCUCCCUCGCUCCCGACCCGUUCUUCCGCUCGUGCCUCCUCGAAAAUGACUUAUGUCUGGUCCCGCUGGUGGGAGCUGAUGCGUAUCGGUCUCUUGCUAGCGAAGGGGAGACGGUGAGGGUUACUCGGGUGCCGCCGUCUCUACCGCCUCGUCUUGCUGCUGCUGCUGGGGAUGUGCUGAAGGGAGCGCCUGUGGAGAGUACGUUUGGUGCUGGGAAGCUGCUAUUGGGGUUGGCGUUGGGGGGCAAUGGUGGAGGGUCGGGGGAGGGGGGAGAAGGGAAGGGAGGUGGGAACGAGCGGGUGGCAGCGCGGGCGCUGGCAGCAGCAGCAGAGCUGGCGAGAGCGGGCGAGGGCAACAGGCGCGCGCUGAGAGAUGCGGGAGCCGUGGUGCACGCGGUGCGGUGGAUGGGCGCCGGUGGUGCUGCUGUCAGGGCUGCUGCUGUUGCCGCAGUUGAGAGGUUGAGUGUCAGUGCAAGUGUGCGCCUGUCUAUCAUCCGCAGUGGGGGGGUAGGCGCGCUGGUGGCGCUGCUGGCAGCACAGGGAGGCGACAGGGAUGUGCGAGACAAGGUCGUGUCCUCGCUCCUCCGCAUGGUAUCAGAUGAAGAAGCAGCUGCCAAAAUGGCAUCCACCAUACCGUCAUUCAUCUCUCUGCUAAGGGAGGAGGACGCACAGGCCGGCAGAGAGGGCUCAGAGGCGGGAGAAGCAGCAGCUGCAGCAACAGCUGCAGCAACAGCAGCAGCAGCAACCGCAACACCAACACGAACACCACAAACGGCAGCAGCACAAACAGCAGCAGCAGCAGCAGCACCCGUCGACCCAGCAGCGAGAGCAGACGGGAGGGCAGCAGCAGAGUCCCUCCUCCUGCAGAUCUCCUCCCUGGUGGGCACGCCGUGUGAGAGCAUUGUGGCAGCAGGGGGCGUGCCUCCCCUCGUCGCCCUCCUUGCCACUGGGUCCCUCAAAGAGCGUGCCAUUGCCGCAGAGAUCCUGGGAAAUGUGAUUGCGGACCGACCCGCACAGGGGUGGUCUGAUCCUGAUGCUGCUGCUGCUGAUGUUGAUGAUGGUGGUGGUGCUGGUGGUGCUGCUGGGAGUGGUGGUGGUGGCGGGGAAGCGCAUGUGAUGGCGCUGAUGGCGGCUGGAGUGGUGGCGGCUUUAGAGAGUGUGCUGCUGCUGGCAGAACCUAAAGGUACGUGGAUGGAAGACGGGAGAGUGUGGAACGGGGUGGGGGGACGGGAGAGUGUGGAACGGGGUGGGGGGAUGGGAGAGUGUGGGACGGGGUGGGGGGAUGGGAGAGUGUGGGACGGGGUGGGGGGGUGGGAGAGUGUGGGACGGGGUGGGGGGAUGGGAGAGUGUGGGACGGGGUGGGGGGAUGGGAGAGUGUGGGACGGGGUGGGGGGAUGGGAGAGUGUGGGACGGGGUGGGGGGAUGGGAGAGUGUGGGACGGGGUGGGGGGAUGGGAGAGUGUGGGACGGGGUGGGGGGAUGGGAGAGUGUGGGAUGGGGUGGGGGGAAAGGGAGCACAGGGAAGGAGGAGAAUAGGAGAGGGGAUGUGGGGUCGGCAGCCUGGCUUCGUUUUCGAGACAUGAACCCAGACCCCAUCCGAGCACUAUCCUCCGCAUCAGCCUCCUCGCCUCUCUCAGCAGAGGCCGAAGCCGACCUCUGGGCAGCACAGGCAGCAGCCGCUCUCCUCGCUCGCCGCCUCGCCUCCACAGCAGGGGGCUCAGCCCGAGCCGUGCUGGCCGAUUCCCGCCUCGUAGACUGCCUCAAAACCGUUCUCCAGUCCUCUGCACCGCUGCAGGUGAAGAACAAGGUGUCCGAGGCUCUGUUAGUGAUUACUGAUGUUGCUGCUGAUGCCGAAGUUGCGGUUACCACCUUUGAUCUGAUUCCGCACCUGGUGGAAGACCUGUGGGGUGGAGGAGGAGAGAGUGGAGGGCAAGGGGAGGGAGGAGGAGGAGGAGCGUGGGGAGGGGAGGAAGAGGAGGGAGAGGUGGGAGAGGAGGUGUGGAGUGGAAUGGAGAUUCAUCCUACACUGCUUCCUCUCCCGGGAGGGGCUCUCUCUCCGCCACCGCCGCCGCCGCUGCUUCGGUCCAGUGCAUUGCUACCUCAGGCAGAGAGGAGGGAGAGAGCGGCUGUGCGGUUACUUGACCUAGCCCUUACUGGUAACCCAGGGUAUCUCCAGGCUAUGGCGCGGGCAGGUGCAAUCUUCCCUUUGGUGGAGAUUCUACGACAGAAACCCAGCAGCAGCAGCAGCAGCAGGGGGGGCAGGAUGGGUAGGCCAUCAGUGGCGUGUCAGCGUGCUGCUCUGGGAGUGCUGUAUGCGCUGGGGAGCAACGAGGAGAAUCAUGCGGUCAUGGUGGGAGCAGGGAUAGAGGAGGUGCUGGAGGGGAUUGUGAGGCGAGGGGAGGAGGGCGGGCGGUUUGGGGAUGGCCGGUGGAUGCUGGGCCUGUACCUGCUGCAGGGGCUGCGGGUGUGA
Messenger RNA from Closterium sp. Naga37s-1, 4266 nucleotides. The record is from the annotation of a GenBank genome assembly. Lineage: Eukaryota; Viridiplantae; Streptophyta; Zygnematophyceae; Desmidiales; Closteriaceae.